GCCCCAAUUAUUUUGUCGACUUUGACCCGACAGAAAAGGCGACCAAGUACUGUAAAGAAGAUGGUGAGUGGUUUCACCACCCAGAGUCCAAUAGGAUUUGGACCAACUAUACACUGUGCGAAACCACCCAUGAGAAGAGACUGACGAAACAAAUGCGUGAGAAUGUAUACACGUGCCACCAGAAAUUAAUUCGAGACCCACCUUUUAACAAAUCAGGGCAGCACUGCAGUCGUAACUGGGAUGGCUGGUUGUGCUGGGACGACACUCCAGCGGGAACCUUCGCCUCCCAAAACUGUCCAGAUUAUCUUCUUGACUUUGAACCCACAGAAAAGGCCACUAAGUACUGUGGAGAAGACGGGCAGUGGUUUCACCUUCCAGAGAGCAACACGACUUGGACUAAUUAUACACUCUGUGCUGUCAACAAUAAGGAGAGGUUGAAGGUAAUGUAUCCUGAUGUACUGUAUUAACUAUGCAUCCAGGAUUUAUUGUACAGAUUAUGAUUCUCGGUAAUUAAGC
Anarrhichthys ocellatus (wolf-eel) is the source of this 516-nucleotide messenger RNA. RefSeq names its product calcitonin receptor-like. The transcript is spliced from 5 exons. The record is from RefSeq and is a predicted model, not a curated record. The coding region runs from base 153 to 467 and encodes 104 amino acids. Gene Ontology annotation, molecular function: calcitonin receptor activity. Gene Ontology annotation, biological process: positive regulation of cytosolic calcium ion concentration; adenylate cyclase-activating G protein-coupled receptor signaling pathway. NCBI's taxonomy places the organism in Eukaryota, Metazoa, Chordata, Actinopteri, Perciformes, Anarhichadidae. Gene Ontology annotation, cellular component: plasma membrane; axon.